Messenger RNA from Verticillium alfalfae VaMs.102, 447 nucleotides. RefSeq lists its product as hypothetical. Bases 1 to 447 code for a protein of 148 amino acids. Gene Ontology annotation, biological process: proteasome assembly. Lineage: Eukaryota; Fungi; Ascomycota; Sordariomycetes; Glomerellales; Plectosphaerellaceae. The transcript is spliced from 2 exons. The record is from RefSeq and is a predicted model, not a curated record.
AUGGAUACCAACGAAGAGGCUAGGGAACAGAGCUUCCCUGCGAAGACGAGAAAGGCUCUAGGCACCAUCAAUGGCGUCGCAACAGAGGCCAACUCGGUCUGGUUCUCCGACCGCAUCAUGAUCACCAUGUCUCAAGAGGGAAGGCUGUCCCAGUGGGUCCACGUCCCCAUCCUGCCCUCGCCAGCAGACAUGGUCGACAUGAACCUGUCAUCGAGCAGCAGGGGGAUGCUGCCCUCCACACACCUCACGGCCACGACGCUCCUCGGCGGCGGCGGCGACGAGAGGGAGACGCUGGGCCAGUUCUACGCCGCCCAGAUUGCGCGACUCAUCAGUCUGCGCGACCCCGAGGACCGUCGCACCUUGGUGCUGGGCCUCGGCCUGUUGAAGGUCGACACGGCGCAGGAGGCCUUCUUCGACACGAUGGACCUCAUCAAGGAGGUGCUGUGA